AUGGGAAACUGCGACAGUGCUCAGGCCGAAUCAAAUAAAAGAAACCAGAAGAUCAACGCAUCCCUGGAAAAUGAUCGACGAACCUCAGAGCUUGUCAUCAAGUUAUUAUUAUUGGGCGCUGGCGAAAGUGGGAAAAGCACUGUCCUUAAACAAAUGAAAAUUAUCCACGACAACGGCUUCACCCCAGCCGAAGCACGCGAAAAAAGAGCUGUCGUUCAUGCUAAUUUGAUACAGGUAAUGGGUGCUCUAAUUGAGGGGCUCAACGCCGUCAAAAUACCACUUGCCAACGCCACCAACAUGGACCAUGUUGCCCUUAUACUCCACACACUUGAGCGGAAAGAGGAGCAAAAUGGACUGACGAAGCCCUUAUAUAAUUCAAUCAAAGCACUAUGGGAUGAUAAGGGAGUACGCGCCGCCUAUGAGCGCAAAGACGAAUUCUAUCUACAUGAUUCUGCUGCAUACUUUCUUGAUGCUCUGGAUCGGAUAUCCGACGAGAACUAUGUCCCAACAGAGCAAGAUAUUCUACAUACUCGUGUUGCAACAAUGGGCGUUAUAGAAGUUAUGUUCAAAAUGAAAAACAAGACCUGGAGAGUCUUCGACGUAGGAGAAUAUGAUCAAGUUCUCAUUGAAGACAAUGUAACGAACCGAAUGCAAGAAUCGAUCCAUCUUUUCAAGCAAGUCAUAAACAGCAAAUUCUUCACCAGCACAUCGGUCAUUCUGUUUCUUAACAAGAAAGAUCUGUUUGCACAGAAGAUUGGUAACGGCAGAUCCUUGACGGCUGCAUUUCCCGACUAUAAAGGCGCAGAAACGUAUGAAGCAGCAUCCCACUACAUCGAAAAGAAAUAUUUACACGUCAAUGAAAAUCCCAACAAAAACGUCUACUGCCAUCAUACUUGUGCUACUGAUACGGAACAGGUCCAAUUUGUACUCGACUCCGUUCUCGAUACGAUCCUUUCAUCGAAGCUCAAAGGCUGUGGCUUGUAC
Molecule: messenger RNA, 984 nt
Organism: Mesorhabditis spiculigera
Lineage: Eukaryota; Metazoa; Nematoda; Chromadorea; Rhabditida; Rhabditidae
Source: the annotation of a GenBank genome assembly